GUCAACACACUUUGUAUGUUUUACAGUAACAUCAUAAACCCUUUCUCAUUCAUCAACCGCCGUCGUUGUUGUCUAUCUUACCGGACGUUGAUUUUGUUCCCCUCCGGCGAGUUCAUUAGAGAUCACCAAUCAAUCAUGGCCACAAGCAGGAGGUUAAGAGGAUUCAAGAGAUGGAUGAAAGCUAACGGAGUUGAUUGCAGCGACGCUCUCAACCUUGUAGACGACGAAAACGAUGGUGUCUCCGUGAGAGCAUCCUGCGAUCUGAAAGAAGGAGACGUUGUCGCCAAUAUCUCGAAACCUGCUUGUCUCACAAUCAAAACGAGUGGAGCUCGUGAGAUUAUCAAAUCCGCUGGUUUAGAUGGAAGUUUAGGUCUCUCUGUAGCUCUCAUGUACGAGAGAAGCUUAGGUGAAGAAUCACCUUGGGCUGGUUACCUUCAGAUUCUUCCUAGUCAAGAGGAUUUGCCUCUAGUUUGGUCUCUUCAAGACUUGGAUUCUCUCUUAUCUGGAACUGAGCUUCACAAGGUGGUGAAGGAAGAUCAUGUUCUUAUAUGUGAGGAUUGGGAAGAAAACAUUUUGCCACUUACCUCUUCACUGCCUCAGAAGGUGGAUCCUGAUUCCUUUGGGAUUAAAGAGUAUCUUGCGGCUAAGAGUCUAAUUGCUUCACGGUCUUUCCAGAUUGAUGAUUACCAUGGAUCCGGGAUGGUUCCUCUUGCAGAUCUCUUCAAUCAUAAAACUGGGGCAGAAGACGUUCAUUUUACUGCUGAAUCAUCUCACAGUGAAUCCGAUACUGAAGCUGAUGAAUCUGACAAUGGUGAUGCUGUAAAUGAGGCCACCGAUGGAGACGAGCCUUCCAGUAAAAGUUCUUCCUCGCCUGACCAAUCUUUUGAGGAAGUUCCUGGUGAAAACACUGACGACGAAGCCAACGAAGAAGAAGAAGAAGAAGAGAACUCUGCAAUGUUGCAAGAUGAUGCAUCCGGUUUAAAAAUGAUUAUGGUGAAGGAUGUUGCAGCUGGAGCUGAGGUAUUCAACACAUACGGUUUGAUGGGUAACGCUGCGUUACUCCACAGGUACGGAUUUACAGAACCUGAUAAUCCCUACGACAUAGUAAACAUAGAUCUAGAAUUAGUAACGGAAUGGAGCUCAUCCUCAUUCACAAGCCGGUACACUCGAGCUAGACUCGCCCUGUGGAGAAAACUAGGUUACACAGGAUGCGAGAGCCAAAACUCUGAAUACUUUGAAGUUUCUUCAACCGGAGAACCCCAAACCGAGCUCCUGAUCCUACUCUACAUACUGCUCUUACCAGACGACGCAUACAAUAAACUGGAUUUAGCUAUAUCAACAAAAGCAAGUCUCUCAAAAGAAGGAAGAGUAUCUUCUCCCUCUUCUCCUUAUGAGUUAACAAUUGGGAAACACAAGUUCAAGCUUGGAGAAAGUGAAAACGAUGUUCUUCUCACAGACGGUGUUUGUGAAGCUCUUCUUACUAUUGUGGAUAAGCGAGAGAGCCUAUACGGAUCAUCGACUUCUUUGGAAGAUGACAUUGCUGGACUCAAAGCUUGUUGUCUUCCUAAAGACAGGAGACUAUAUCAUUCGCUUGUGUUGCGUGUGAGUGAGAGGAGGAUUCUGAAGCAGGUCAGGAGCUACGUCCGUACAAAGGCCAAUGAGUUAUCCGGCCGAAAGCGCCGCAAGAAGAUGGUUUCAGAAUCCUAGCAACACAGCCUUAUUCGUUGAGUUUCCUAUUUUCAAUUUUUUGAAUUUUUGUCUACUCACAAUGAAUUUGAGCAUAUUUGAUUUUUUUUUUUUUUUAAACUCUAUUUAUAGAAAAUUUAUAAGAUGAAAAAGCAAAUAAUAUAAAGGGGUGUAUAUCGUGACUGAUAUUGAGCAAUCUUCAGACGGAAGCAAAGAAAGCGUGACAAAAAGCCGGCGGAGUGUCAGACAGGUAGAAACUGUAAAUACGGAGAAAGCUAGAGGGUAGUUUGAUAGUACCAGACACGUGGCACGUGGGAUAUUAGUCUUUCAGAAUAAUAACACAGAGACAAAGACAAGUGCUUUAUUUUUAUGUCGUUGUUUCACCAAGGGACUAAAGCUAAGCUUUUUUUUUUUCUUCUUUCCUGUAAAUUUUUUUUUGUUUUUGUUUUACAGUCAAUAACUCUCAAUAGAGUGUAACGGAGAGAUUCUUCUUCCUGGAUAGCUCUCUUUUCUUUUCGUCUUCUUCCCUCCGGAAUCUAAUUCUCAUUACAGCUUCUUUUAAGUUUUUCUUCGUCUUCCUUUGGAUCUAUGUGAAUAGUAUGGAGUAAAGCUCUGAGGUAAGCUUGGAAAGUUGGGAUAUGGCCAAACCCUCUUUGGUUUACCAACUUAGCAAAAAAGUUAGCAGGAGUUGGUGAUCAGUUCUCCCUACCGGAUUUUGCAGGC
Camelina sativa (false flax) is the source of this 2409-nucleotide messenger RNA. Its product is annotated as ribosomal lysine N-methyltransferase 3. Gene Ontology annotation, cellular component: nucleus. Gene Ontology annotation, biological process: peptidyl-lysine monomethylation. The record is from RefSeq and is a predicted model, not a curated record. Gene Ontology annotation, molecular function: protein-lysine N-methyltransferase activity. NCBI's taxonomy places the organism in Eukaryota, Viridiplantae, Streptophyta, Magnoliopsida, Brassicales, Brassicaceae.